This is a messenger RNA of Phycomyces blakesleeanus NRRL 1555(-), 687 nucleotides long. RefSeq lists its product as hypothetical. Lineage: Eukaryota; Fungi; Mucoromycota; Mucoromycetes; Mucorales; Phycomycetaceae. The coding region runs from base 1 to 687 and encodes 228 amino acids. The record is from RefSeq and is a predicted model, not a curated record. Gene Ontology annotation, cellular component: protein kinase CK2 complex; cytoplasm. The transcript has 4 exons. Gene Ontology annotation, molecular function: protein kinase regulator activity.
AUGACUAGCUCUAAUAGCAAUGAUGCAUUAUCGUGGAUUAGUUGGUUCUGCUCUAUGCCAGGGCAUGAAUAUUACGCAGAAGUUUCUGAUGAUUUUAUCGAAGACAGUUUUAAUCUCACUGGACUGUCUGCUCAUGUACCGUUGUACCAGGAAGCAUUUGAGAUGAUCAUGGAUCUUGAGCCAGAAGAUGAUACAUACACACGCAUCCCAGACUUGAGUAUCCUCGAACCACAUGCAGAGAUGCUGUAUGGAAUGAUUCAUCAAAGAUACAUUACUACAAGGCCAGGGCUUCUUCAAAUGCUGAAGAAGUAUGAAGCAGGUGAAUUUGGGUACUGUCCUCGUGUCUAUUGCGAGAAAUAUAAAGUAUUGCCGUGUGGGCAGCAUGAUCUCCCAAAGCUAGGCAAUGUACGACUGUAUUGCCCAAAUUGCAAAGACAUAUACACACCCACAAGCUCAAAGUUUAAUAAUGUGGAUGGUGCCCACUUUGGAUCUUCUUUCCCUCACUUAUUUGUCCAAGCUUUUCCUGAUAUAUUUAUCCCGGAGAUUCCAAAUGUAUACACUGCAAAGAUUUUUGGCUUCCGGGUCCAUGCCCACUCUCCUUAUGGUCCCCGAAUGCAAUGGCUUAGAUCGGUCCCUUCUUCAUCUCUUACUCCUUUGUUAAACCUGCCCACGGACACACAUUCUUAA